Molecule: messenger RNA, 921 nt
Organism: Penicillium pulvis
Lineage: Eukaryota; Fungi; Ascomycota; Eurotiomycetes; Eurotiales; Aspergillaceae
Product: shikimate dehydrogenase family protein
Exons: 1
Coding region: 1-921 (306 amino acids)
Biological process (GO): chorismate biosynthetic process; shikimate metabolic process
Molecular function (GO): shikimate 3-dehydrogenase (NADP+) activity
Source: RefSeq, a predicted model, not a curated record
AUGUCGCAACAACAAGAUAUGGCCCUCCACCUUGUUGGAGUUGGUGUCACACAUUCAAUUGCACCAGACAUGCACAACUAUAUUGCUAAGUCGCUCGGUCUUCCAUGGACAUUUCAUGCAACUGAGUGCCCGACAGCAGAAGAGCUCGUCAAUCUAGCCAAGGACCCUACCACUGCUGGUCUUGUUGUCACGAUGCCCUACAAGAAUACAAUCAUGGAGCAUCUCUGUGAGCCGGAUGAGCUAGCGACCAUCAUUGGCGCAUGCAACAACGUUUUCUACAAGGAUGGCAGUCCCAGACGGCUCUGUGGUACCAACACUGACUGGCGAGGAAUUAAAGGCUGUCUGCUCGAGAAAGGCUUGGAGGAGGAAAGGCCGUCUGUAACAUUCCCCGCAUCGGCCUUGAUCGUUGGAGCUGGAGGUGCAAGCCGCGCGGCCGUCUACGCUCUUACAGAGCACCUUAACUGUCCCACGAUCUACGUCCUGAAUCGAGAUGAGGAGGAGGUUGUCAAUCUCAUCCGGGAUUCACGGAAGCUCCCAAAUAUCCCGAGCAUCAUUCAUGUCAAGACAUUAGAGCAAGCAGAGAAACUGUUGAGUCCUUACUAUGUUAUCGGCACUGUACCGGAUCUUGAACCCAAGUCACCAUCUGAGUUUACAGUCGCUUCUAUGUUGAAGCAUUUCCUUUCGCGAGCAGAGAAGGGAGUGUUGCUUGAUAUGUGUUUCAAGCCGAGAAGAACCCGGAUGAUCAAGUUGGCAGAGCAGUUGGGAUGGCCUUGCGUUGAAGGAACACAUGUUAUUGGAUACCAGAUUGAGGAGCAAUGGCGGUUAUGGGCCGGAGAGGAACUCUGUAAGAAAAUGGACCAACAGGGCGCUUGGAAUGUUCUUUUGAAGGCUGCGGAAGAAAGCAAGGGCAUCAACUUCUAG